Molecule: messenger RNA, 1162 nt
Organism: Drosophila takahashii
Lineage: Eukaryota; Metazoa; Arthropoda; Insecta; Diptera; Drosophilidae
Gene: opm
Product: opossum
Biological process (GO): intracellular protein transport; endoplasmic reticulum to Golgi vesicle-mediated transport; Golgi organization
Cellular component (GO): COPII-coated ER to Golgi transport vesicle; endoplasmic reticulum; endoplasmic reticulum-Golgi intermediate compartment
Source: RefSeq, a predicted model, not a curated record
GAGCAUUUUGUAUUUUUUAAUUUUAGGCCAAGCAGCUCACAAUGCAAGCGAUCUGGCGGGGAAUGCCUGCAGGACUCCUGCUGCUGCUGCUGCUGCUCGGCGGCUUCAUCCAGGAUGCGGAGGCCUACGACAAGGAGAUGACCGUCUAUGUGGACGCCGGCAAGACGGAGUGCCUGUACCACUCGGUGCGCCAGGGCGAGACGAUCGACUUUGAGUACCAGGUGAUCGACGGCGGCCACGGCGACCUGGACAUCAGCUUCACCCUGCUGGAUCCCAUUGGUCUGGUCAUCGUGAGCGACUUCAAGAAGCCGGAGAACGUGCAUCGGCACGAGGUGGCCAAGGAGGGCGACUAUCGGUUCUGCUUCGACAACAGCUUCAGCAUGUUCAACCGCAAGACGGUCUUCUUCGAGCUGAUCGUGGAGCGCGAGGGCGAGGAGCUGCGCGGCGACGCCCAGUGGAGCGAGGUGGACGAACUGACGGGCCUCUCACGCGAUGAGUACUACGACAUGAAGGUGCAGGACAUCAUGGACUUCAUCGGACGCAUCCGGCUGCAGCUGAACAAGGCCCGCCAGCUGCAGGAUGUCCUGCGCUCGCACGAGGCACGUGAUCGCAACCUGGCCGAGUCCAACUUCCAGAAGGUCAACCACUGGUCCAUGCUGCAGAUCAGCGCCAUGAUCGGCGUCGGCCUCAUUCAGGUCUUUAUGCUGCGCAGCAUCUUCGCCACCGGCGGACGGAUGCACAAUCUCUGGCGCAAGCUGGGCAUUUGAUGGAAAAGAAGGAAAACGAAAGCGAGGAGAAGCCUCUACCAAAGAUGUGCGUGCCGGAGGAUGCCACGAGGAUGCAUUUAAAGGCCAACCGGCGGCUGGAGCCCCUAGUUAGAAUGUAAUUUAACAGAAAAAAAACACACACAAAACACAGAAACUUGCCAUCAUCAUAUGUAGUUCGUUAGUUUCCAUAUACAUAUAUAUAUAAAUUAUCACGUAUUAUGUAGCCGAGAUUUAGUAUUCCGCAUAUUUAUAGAUAUGCGGGUGUGUGCUUGUGAUAUACCGGGUGUGUUGUGUGUGCUCCCGCGUUUGGGGCAGUGUUAAACGAAAGCAAUUGUACCAUUAAGCCAGGAGAUGAGUUUGAUAUUAAACUUAAAGUUGCAGGAACCAGUGUAAAA